AUGCCCUUCGCGCAACUCGUCAUCGGGCCUCCGGGAGCGGGGAAGUCGACAUACUGUAAUGGAAUGCAUCAGUUCAUGGGAGCUAUAGGAAGGAAAUGUUCGAUCGUGAAUUUGGAUCCGGCGAAUGAUCAGACUUCAUACCCGUGUGCGCUGGACGUGCGCGAUCUGGUGACGCUGGAGGAGAUAAUGGCAGAAGACACUUUAGGGCCGAAUGGCGGGGUGCUGUAUGCGCUGGAAGAGCUUGAGAAUAACUUUGGAUGGUUAGAGGAGGGUUUGAAGGAAUUAGGGGAUGACUACAUUCUGUUCGAUUGCCCUGGUCAAGUCGAGCUAUUCACACACCACUCAUCACUACGAAACAUCUUUUUCCGAAUAUCAAAGCUUGGAUAUCGAUUAAUAGUAAUUCACCUCGUCGACUCAUACAGCCUCACCCUCCCAUCGAUGUACAUCUCCGCUUUACUCCUCUCCCUCCGCUCCAUGCUCCAAAUGGACCUCCCACACAUCAACGUGCUCACCAAAAUCGAUAACUUAUCAAAUUACUCGCCUCUGCCAUUCAACCUCGAUUUCUACACCGAAGUACAAGACCUCAAUUACCUCCUCCCACACCUCGAAGCCGAGACCUCACGACUAUCGCACGAGAAAUUCGGCGCUUUGAAUCAAGCCAUCAUCGAUCUAGUGCAGGAAUUCGCGCUCGUAGCGUUUGAGACGCUUGCGGUAGAGGAUAAGAAGAGUAUGAUGCAUUUGUUACAGGUCAUUGAUCGCGCGAGUGGAUAUGCGUUUGGGCCCGCUGAAGGUGCGAAUGAUUCGAUAUGGCAGGUUGCUGUUAGACAAGGGUGGGGGGAUCUAAAUAUUUCGGAUGUGCAGGAGAGAUGGCUGGAUGCAAAGGAUGAAUACGAUGAGCAUGAGAGGAGAGAAUUAGAAGAGGAGGCAAAGGCAAAGGAAGCGAAAGCACGUGGUCAGGAUGAUAUGGAUGAUGAGAUGCUGGAUUUUGAGGGGAUGGUGCCCGAUAGUGGUACAAAAGUUAUUCGGAAGUCGAAAUCGUGA
Molecule: messenger RNA, 1041 nt
Organism: Talaromyces marneffei
Lineage: Eukaryota; Fungi; Ascomycota; Eurotiomycetes; Eurotiales; Trichocomaceae
Exons: 3
Coding region: 1-1041 (346 amino acids)
Cellular component (GO): cytoplasm
Molecular function (GO): GTPase activity
Source: RefSeq, a predicted model, not a curated record